Aspergillus affinis is the source of this 465-nucleotide messenger RNA. RefSeq lists its product as uncharacterized. The transcript has 2 exons. The record is from RefSeq and is a predicted model, not a curated record. NCBI's taxonomy places the organism in Eukaryota, Fungi, Ascomycota, Eurotiomycetes, Eurotiales, Aspergillaceae. The coding region runs from base 1 to 465 and encodes 154 amino acids.
AUGGGAACCAAGAAAACGACCCAGUCGAUUUACUUGAUUGUCAAAGAAAGGGAGAACGAUGCAAUUGUGCUGGGAGGAACCUCGACCAAAGCGAAUCCUCGGACUGAAAUUGCAGGGAGACUGGAACUGCAGGGAGAAGUUGACUCGAGUCGACAGGACGGGGAAAGGAAUCCGCCAGUCCCGGCCAGCCGCCAGGCACAAUAUUCUCCUGUCAUCGACUCAUCAGAUCGAACCCCUAGUGUGGCUCCUGCAAAAUGGAUCCAUCAGCAGGCGUUCCACAGUUCAGGCGAAAAUCAAGAAGCAAUUGCUCAAUUGCCUAAUUCACUGCGGUGGCGGCGAGGCCAAAAUGGAGUGAUGGAUGCUGAAUGGCCCGAAGAUGAAACACUUGAAGAGGGGGGGACGAUCAGAUCUGGAUUGACGCCCUUACAUGAGCGAAUCAACGGGACUGACGACGGGUGGAGCUAG